AUGCAAUUAUCAUCACUUAUAAUCCAAGGCUUAUUAUUAUCAGGUAUCAUUGCUUCACCAAUUGCUAUUACAGACGCUGUUCCAGAAGACUUUGAAGGUCCAUCAUAUCCUCAUAAUUAUACUGAUGUAGUAGCUGCUGGUAAAAAGAAAACAGAUAAAUUUUGCUACGAUGAAAAUAAAGGUCAUCAUUGUUAUAAACAUAGUCUUAAAGCUUGCGUUGAAUGGUAUAAGGGUGAAAAAAAUCACUUCAGUGAAUAUGAUGCUAAUAAUCUUUGUUCUUUCUACUGCAGCAAAAUUAAAAAUGCUGAUGAUUGUAAAACAAACAAGAAGAAAUUCAACUAUGCACCACCUUGGGGUUGUGAUGAACAAAAAUAUUGUUAA
This is a messenger RNA of Hansenula ciferrii, 381 nucleotides long. RefSeq lists its product as uncharacterized. Lineage: Eukaryota; Fungi; Ascomycota; Saccharomycetes; Phaffomycetales; Wickerhamomycetaceae. The coding region runs from base 1 to 381 and encodes 126 amino acids. The record is from RefSeq and is a predicted model, not a curated record. The transcript has a single exon.